Messenger RNA from Diospyros lotus (date-plum), 732 nucleotides. RefSeq names its product protein RALF-like 34. Bases 128 to 472 code for a protein of 114 amino acids. Lineage: Eukaryota; Viridiplantae; Streptophyta; Magnoliopsida; Ericales; Ebenaceae. The transcript has a single exon. The record is from RefSeq and is a predicted model, not a curated record.
UACCAUGUAGUGGGACAAAACCAUUUUAGGACUUCUACCCCUCCGUUUGCUUUCUUUUUCCCAUGUCAAGUGGUAUAGUUCAUUCUGCAAACAGCCAAGCCUCUCUCUCUCUCUCUCUGGGACAUCCAUGGCAACCUCGAAUCUCCUGAGACUCGUAGCACUUUGCAUCCUCCUCCUGUGGGCCUCAGGUAGUGCCGGAGCUCAGGCCGACGUGUUCGAUUGGCAGUCGGCGAUGUCAAUGUACGAGUUCGGCGGCGAGGAAGGUCUCUCGGACGGCGACCCAACCGAGCGAAGGUCUCUAUUCUGGCACAAACUGCGGUUCUACAUUUCCUACGGCGCCCUGUCCGCCAAUCGGAUCCCAUGCCCGCCUCGCUCCGGCCGCUCCUACUACACCCACAAUUGCUUCAAGGCCCGAGGCCCCGUCCAUCCCUACACUAGAGGAUGCUCCGCCAUCACCCGCUGCCGGAAAUGAAAAGCAAACCGCUACCUGGGUUAGCGACUCUUUUAUGUUUUCUCUAUGUAUUAGUUGUGGUUUUUGUUUGUACGCGUGUAACGUGUUGUGGUUUGUUCUAGCUGGCACCUUAAGUUUGUUUUUCCCUUUUUCAGAUUAUAGGAUUGUGAUUUGAUUUGGUUGUCGAGGAGAGAAGAGGAGCAUUAAGGGCCCUAUUCUAUGCUUUGAUCUGUAGCUAGAGGGUAUGCUCAUAUGAAUACAUAAUGUUGUCUUGUGUUACA